AUGGACUUUACGGUGGAGAGCCAGGUGCAGAUUGAUGACAUCGUUGGUGUGCCCCGAAAUGGUGAUCGGUUCGAUUAUGGGAGUGUUGUGUCUGUGAAGAAGGACACGAUAACAUGUUUACUGAGUCAUGAGCCAUUACUUAAGAAAGAACUUCCGCCAAUCCUCUGCGGUGUUUUCAACGCACCGUCAAAAAACCGAUUGGAAAGAAUCAACGCUCUGGAACGGGCGAGCCGAGACUUGCACCACUACCUCACCACUGUCGGAGACCCCAGUCUUCUCACCCCGCCCGUUCGGAACAUGAUCAGCUUCGUUCAACACCACGUCGCCGUGUGCCUCGCAAUUCGCGCUCGCGACUUGGACAACGACGGAAGUGAACAGAACGAGCUUCAUCUCAAUGAAAUUCGCACAGGGUCGGACCGUCCGUCUCGUAUGGACCGCCGACCGCAACCGCCGUCGGGCAAACACGACACUUCGCAACUGCUCAAGGACAUCGUCGACACAGAACGACAGACAGCGCAACUCCAAACCGAGGCCUUCAUCAAACUAUCCAUGGUAACCACCCAAUCCCAAUUGUCUCCCCGCGGAAAUAUUGCCCCCUUCUCACGAACGAACCCUUCUCACGAACGAACCCUUGUCACGAAAGCCCUUGUCACGCGAGUUAUCUCAGGCUCAGGAACGAAAGUGGAAGAUGGUCAGUAG
Gregarina niphandrodes is the source of this 699-nucleotide messenger RNA. RefSeq lists its product as hypothetical. The record is from RefSeq and is a predicted model, not a curated record. NCBI's taxonomy places the organism in Eukaryota, Apicomplexa, Conoidasida, Eugregarinorida, Gregarinidae. Bases 1 to 699 code for a protein of 232 amino acids. The transcript has a single exon.